Molecule: messenger RNA, 2489 nt
Organism: Macrobrachium nipponense
Lineage: Eukaryota; Metazoa; Arthropoda; Malacostraca; Decapoda; Palaemonidae
Exons: 8
Coding region: 66-2489 (807 amino acids)
Source: RefSeq, a predicted model, not a curated record
UCAGCUCCUCGAGGUAUCUCUUCUGGAUCAAAACGAGCAUCAUCCCCAUUCUAUAGUUAGCCACAAUGGCAUCAACUUCCAAAGUGAAUUUUGCGUCAUCAGUGUCAGUGUUGGUUAUCUUAACAGUCAUCGGCGCAGCCUCCGAGGAUUCGAAGAAGAGAAAAAAUACGCCCAACCUCGCAGAUUUCUCAAAGUCGCCCCGGGAAUGUCGUUAUCAUGGAGGGGUGUGCGUGCUGGCUCGGGUUGCCAAUUGCAACAUGAUCAAGAAAGCAAAUUGUCCGCAGUUUGGUCGAAGCUCUCAUGUUUGCUGUAAGAAAGGAUGGAAGCAAAGUCUAAUGAAGAUGGGGAAAGAUGAGAAAUACAAAAAUGCGAGGACAUCAAAACAACGAAGAUCAGAGAUGAAAGGCAACGAAGGAAAGGUGAAAUAUGAUGGUAAGAAAGGAAACAGCAAUACAAAUAAAUUAAGAAUGGAAAACAGUCGCAAAAGGAGAAGGCCACCAAGCAAAGUUGAUAGAGCAAAGAAGGAGACGAAAAAUAAGACAAGUAAAGAACAAAAUAAAAAGAAAAAUAAAAGCAGCAGCAAAAAGAAGAGCCCUAAAGGCAAAGGCAACGAUAAAAGGAGGAAGAAGAAAAAUAAAGGAAAGAAAAAGAAGAAAACUAAUCAAAAGCAAGUGGGAAAGGGCCGCAAAAAGAAAGGGCCUUCAAGAAAAGGUAACAAAGGAAGGAAGACAUCCAAAGACAGGAGACAAAACGGUCGAAAGAAGAAACAGAAACCAAAACAGAAGAAAAAGAAAAAUAACAAAGACAGGAAGAAAAAGUCCAAAUGUGCAACAAAGGGAAAAAAACGCGGGAAAUGUUCGACAACGAAGGAGUGCAGAAGAGCCAAAGGAACUUGUAGAAAACAGUGCAAGAGGACCUUUCUCCCUGGCCUGUGUUGUGGAAACGUUUGCAAGUGCUGCCCUAAGAAUCGUCCCAAAAAAGAUAAACAAAGAGAGGCAGCCCAGCAGGGCACGAGGCAGAGCUGCAAACCCUGGAGAUCAUGCAGAGAGAAAAAAGGAAGCUGUGUUCUAGAUAAGGCAGAAUGCAAUGGGAGAGUCUGGACUGGAGGAUGUAGAGGCACAGGAUGCAGAUGCUGUACAUCAAAGGACGUGCCUUGUGAACCACGUCCGAGUUGCAUUACAGACAAAGGGAAAUGUGUCACCACGGAAGCAGAAUGCGACGGCAUACUGAGGAAAGGUGGUUGUAAGAACGGAGAAGACUGCCGAUGCUGCGUUCCAUAUCCUCCUUGCACAGCAAGAGAAUUCUGCACCAAACGGAAUGGUGUUUGCGUUAUAAAAGAUGAAGAAUGCACCCUUUCAUUAAAGCCAACUGCAUGUGCUGGAAAACACUGUAAAUGCUGUUACUUUGGUAAAGUACCUCCACAAAAUGCGGCCUUAAACAGCUCAUUUUCUUCAAGCAACGCAAAUGGAUCCACAAACAUAACAGGAGCUGGUGUUGGUUUAAGCAACGUGUCUGUCAAUUUAACAAUGAAUGUGACUACACCUGGCCCAGUUAAUGUGACCAGACCUGGCCCAAGUUACUUAACAACCCCUGGUCAAAGUAAUGUGACAAUUCUUAGCAUUCAUAAUGGGACUGGUCCUGGAGCAAGUAACAUUACUAUUAAUGGUACAAAUGUAAGUACUUCUGGUGCGAGUAACACUACUAUGAAUGGUACGAAUGUGAGUGGUUCUGUUGCAAGUAACAUUACUAUUAAUGGUACAAAUGUGAAUAGUUCUGGUGCAAGUAACAUUACUAUUAAUGGUACAAAUGCGAAUAAUUCUGGUGCAAGUAACAUUACUAUUAAUGGUACAAAUGUGAAUAGUUCUGGUGCAAGUAACAUUACUAUUAAUGGUACGAAUGCAAACAGUUCUGGUGUAAGUAACAGUACUAUUAAUGGUACAAAUGGGAAUAGUUCUGGUGCAAGUAACAUUACUAUUAAUGGUACUAAUGCGAAUAGUUCUGGUGCAAGUAACACUACUAUUAACGGUACAAAUGCGAAUAGUUCUGGUGCAAGUAACAUUACUAUUAAUGGUACAAAUGCGAAUAGUUCUGGUGCAAGUAACACUACUAUUAACGGUACAAAUGCGAAUAGUUCUGGUCAUUAUGGUGCAAGUAACAUUACUAUUAAUGGUACAAAUACGAAUAGUUCUGGUGCAAGUAACACUACUAUUAAUGGUACAAAUACGAAUAGUUCUGGUGCAAGUAACACUACUGUUAAUAGUACAAAUGCGAAUAGUUCUGGUGCAAGUAACGCUACUAUAAAUGGUACAAAUGGGAAUGGUUCUGGUGCAAGUAACAUGCUCUUUAAUGGUACAAAUGCGAAUGGUUCUGGUGCAAGUAACACUGCUAUUAAUGGUACAAAUGCGAAUGGUUCUGGUGCAAGUAACAUUACUAUAAAUGGUACAAAUGUGAAUGGUUCUGUUGCAAGUAAUGCUACUAGCCCAGUGUAA